AUGAGACAACCUCUAUGGAUGGUCUUGGAGACUUGUUUGGUAUUGGUAUUGAUCGCACCACCGAAAGCAGCGCUUGGCUUUGUGACACCGGAUGGCGUUAGCAGACAGUCAGUGCGUCGCAUAGGUCUCCCGCCUACUAGAAAAUCCUGGUUGUGUUCCGGACGACAGUCGGAUGGUUGGGAGCUGUCCAAUGAUUUUCCUCAGUUUCUGAACCAGUGUUCCAUCCAAACCUUCCUGGUAGUCCUUGGCACACUGCGAGAACCGCAAACCAUUCGAUGGAUGGACAAUUUCACGCAGCCUUUGGUCAUGGAACGAGAUUUCACCAACCGCGACGACGAAUCAUCUCCCAGCAAGCUCUUGACAUAUCAUGGAUUGGGUGCCAUGAACACGGACCUGUUUCCCACCUGGGAUUCCUACUUUGCCACGCUGUUGGAACAACCGCAAGAAGAAUUUCUCGUGCAGACGGCCGCUGGAAGUUUGCACACGCAAGAGUACGAACUGGAAAUCAAUCCAGCGUCGCUUUGCACGCGUCUCAUUUCCAUUCGAGAACAGAUUGCACAGGAGUUUACCAAUGAUCUAGGUGUCGUGGCAAAUGCCAUGGGGCGGCAUACUAUGGACUCGUAUUGGGAUUAUUUGGAUAAUAAUAAUCAGGAGCAAGAAAACAACGACAAUGACAAUGACGACAACCAGCAGGAUACAUUCUCGGAGGCACUUGGCGACGUGGUGAACACGGGGGGUGGUACCGGUACUACUACAACAACCCAAAGGCGGUUUCCACCGCACAACUUGGUCUUUUUGGGCUACGCAUUGGAUGCUAUUGAUGGAUUCACACCGUCUCCACUGCGACAACACAAUUUUGAUUUGGCCGUACUCUUGGCGACACAAGAAGCCAUUCAUCGAAUACUCAACAAUAAUAAGUAUGAAGACUCCAAAGAGCGCAUUUCCCGUCAGUAUCUGCAGGAAUUUUAUGUCCAACGACUCGACAGUCACUUUUUUGGUACCCAGCGAUACGGAAGAGCGGAUGACUUUUUGGAAGAGUUGCUAUUUGUGAAUCUACCCCCAGCAGUGUCGGAAGCGGUAGAUCCCGUCCUGGUAACGGAAAUGAUUCUGGAAGAACGACGGCAAGUUGCCUUGGAAUGGCAAGCCAAGAGUCAAGAUGUUCCCACUCAUGAUCACAUUCAGAUUAAACGACUGCAGCUGGAUCGUUUGAUGGCAUCGUACGGAACCAAUGAUAACUAG
This is a messenger RNA of Seminavis robusta, 1239 nucleotides long. The record is from the annotation of a GenBank genome assembly. Lineage: Eukaryota; Bacillariophyta; Bacillariophyceae; Naviculales; Naviculaceae.